Messenger RNA from Mytilinidion resinicola, 447 nucleotides. RefSeq lists its product as uncharacterized. The transcript has a single exon. The record is from RefSeq and is a predicted model, not a curated record. The annotation marks the transcript as partial. Gene Ontology annotation, molecular function: protein binding. Lineage: Eukaryota; Fungi; Ascomycota; Dothideomycetes; Mytilinidiales; Mytilinidiaceae.
ACGCUCAAGUGGCAUAGCCGUUCCGUCCACUCGGUCGCCUUCUCGCCGGACUCGACGCGGCUCGCAUCGGCGUCGUCGGACAACAUGGUCAAGGUCUGGGACGCGAGCAGCGGCGAAUGCCCCCAGACGCUCAGUAUUGGCAAGCCACUUCAACGCAUCUCAUUUGACAUCUCUGGUACGUAUCUUCACACAGAUAUUGGCACUAUCGAGAUUUGUGUUCCACUAGGUUCAAGUCCGCUUCUAUCCCAUUCAGAACCUCAGAGUCCUCAAUGUCAUGGCCUAGCUUUAAGCGCGGAUCGUGUGUGGAUAAUAUACAACUCAGAGAAUUUAAUGUGGCUACCUUCAGAGUAUCGGCCGUCAUGCUCAGCGAUGUCAGGGAAUAUAGUUAGUAUUGGUGUUGGAACAGGAAGGGUGUGGAUUUGCAAAGUCGAGUUGAGUACGUCCUAA